AUGAGCACAAGUCAGAAGGAAGAUCAUCUGCUGAAACUGCAGGCCAGGGAGGAGCUUGAGACCAGCAGUGAGCGCUUCCUGUUGGCUGCACUGAUCUUAGCAGGUGGCACCUGUGUAGUCUGCGAGAACAUCCGGCCCACCCAAGAGAUCGAGGACAAGAAGAAGAAGGGCCGGGGGUGCUCCCUGCAGUACCAGCACGCCGCCGUGCACAUCCUCACCCAGUUCGUGGCGGAGGCGCCUGACUCGGGUCAGCUGAGCUACAUGCUGGGCCCCGACUGGCAGUUCGACAUCACUGACCUCGUGGCCGAGUUCACGAAGGUGGAGGAGCUGAGGCUCGCGCAGCUCCUGGGCGGCAGGACCCUGGUGGGCCGGGAGCCGGGGAUAACCACUUUGAAGGUGCUCCCACCUCUGUCCGACUCCAUCCUGGCUGAGAAGACAGUGAUGGUGCUGGAUGACCGCAUCACCAUCGCCGACCUGGGCGUGCAGCUGGUGGCCGGCCUGUCUCUUGCCCUGCAGCCUCACAGAGCGGACAAGAGGGCUAUUGUCUCGACGGUGUCUGCCCAGGACGUCCUCCAGGCCCCGCAGCAGUACUUUAAUUUCAUUUUUCUUAGUUGUUGGAUUUCGGUCGGUGAUGGUUUGGUGACACCCUUAGACAUUUAUGAUCCCAAGGAUUUUUCAGUUACUAUGUCAUCAUUGGAUGAAAUGGUGGUGUCUGUCCAAGCAAACCUUCAGUCCAGAUGGCCAAUUGUGGUCACACAGGGUGAAGGGCAAGGGCCCUUGAUUAAAUUAAAAAUGAUGAUUAGUGAGCCCUGUCAGAAGACCAAGAGGAAGAGUAUUCUUGCCGUGGGUAAAGAAAACGUCAAGGUCAGGUUUGAACCAAAUAUUGAUGAGCACCAAGGAGGCACCAACAAUAUUGAGGGCAUCAGUCGGGAAUACAAAGACCAUCUCAGUAAUUCCAUAGAGCGUGAAGGAAACCAGGAGAGAGCAGGUCAGGAGUGGUUCCAACAUGGCACCUCUGUUGGCCAAGAGGAACGUAGCAACAAAAGCACAACCCCACAGUCUUCCCAGGAAGGAAAGGAUGAGAAAUCACUCAAGAGUGGCAGUCCAGACGCGUGCACAGGCUUCUCCACUCAAGGGAAGUUACCGGAACCCAAUAAUCCCAGUGACCUGACAGUGACCUCCAGGGGGUUAAGUGACUUGGAGAUCGGCAUGUACGCUCUGCUCUGUGUCUUCUGCCUGGCCAUUUUGGUCUUCUUGAUCAGCUGUGUGGCCUUUGCUUGGAAAUAUAGACACAAAAGAUUCGCCGUGAGCGAGCAAGGCAACAUCCCCCAUUCCCAUGACUGGGUCUGGCUUGGGAAUGAAGUAGAACUUCUGGAGAACCCCGUGGACAUCACCCUCCCGUCGGAGGAGUGCACGACCAUGAUAGACAGGGGCCUGCAGUUCGAGGAGAGGAACUUCCUUCUCAACGGCGGUUCCCAGAAGACUUUCCAUAGUCAACUGCUCAGACCCUCUGACUAUGUCUAUGAGAAAGACCUUAAAAGUGAGCCUAUAAAUCCAUCGGGCCCAAAGCGGAAGCGAGUCAAGUUUACUUCCUACACCACCAUCCUCCCGGAGGACGGCGGCCCGUACACCAACUCCAUCCUGUUUGACAGUGAGGACAACAUCAAGUGGGUCUGUCAGGACGUGGGGCUGGGGGGUCCCCGGGACCUUAGAGACUAUAUGGAAAGCCUGCAAGACCACAUGUGAACUCCUUUCUUACGUUUGUAUUCACCUUUAUGCCUUCUGUUUUUUUGAACGGUGGAGCAGUGAGUUUGUUCAGCAAUAGGGGAUGAUUUAACAAAGCUUCAAUUUGGGGCGGUCUGGGGCAGGGGAUCCCUUUCUGAGCAGGUGUCAGAGGCCUGGAGAGCUAUAGCAGCUGGGUUAUAAGCCGGGGUGUGAUAUACCUCUAGGUCAAUUACAAGGAGAUACUGGGAACCUCCUGGGACAACAUUUUUACCCACUUUCUGGGACCGGCUCAGUAAUAAUACAAGAACCCAGAACUCAUGAAUGUUACUCGUUGCCUCAGGGCAAACGGCCACUGGGAGUUGGAAAGAAUUUGGGAGUUGAUAUUUCUAUUCUUAGGUCUUUGUAAAGCACAGUGGACAUUACUUGGCCACAACCUGAAAGUAGACAUAUGCAAACAAUAACUGAAUAUAGCCCUUAUUUUCAACGAGCACUGCUCUUGAUGCAUGUAUGCAAAGGGCUGGGACUGAAGUGUGGCUGGAUGCCAGGAGCAUGCACUGCACAACAAUGACAGUGAAUGCCUCAUUAAAUUCUGUGCCCUGGGCUCCUCAUUCCCCUCACCCUACUUCCUGCCCUGUGUGUGUUUUGAAACUAGUUUCUUUGGCUUCCGGACUUCUUUUAUAAACAUGAGUAGGGGGGAAAAAUUAGUCCUGUCUUCAAGGUCUGUUUGAUUGUGGUACAAGUUUUAUCGCCCGGGAUUUGUCACAUCUUGCCCUUUACUGAGUGUCCAUGCUGGAUGUCGGUUUUCUCCACGUGUCAUCACAUCACUGUUCAGGGGCAGUAUGUACAUUCAUACCCGUACUUUAUCUGUCCUGGUUUUCCUUACUGAAAUGUCUUGUAUUUGAAUUGGACAUGAGGUUUUACUUAAUACAAGAGUUCAAUAA
Messenger RNA from Zalophus californianus (California sea lion), 2666 nucleotides. RefSeq names its product transmembrane protein 132B-like. The transcript is spliced from 5 exons. NCBI's taxonomy places the organism in Eukaryota, Metazoa, Chordata, Mammalia, Carnivora, Otariidae. The record is from RefSeq and is a predicted model, not a curated record. The coding region runs from base 1 to 1746 and encodes 581 amino acids.